Ochotona curzoniae (black-lipped pika) is the source of this 407-nucleotide messenger RNA. RefSeq names its product androgen-binding protein homolog. Bases 78 to 407 code for a protein of 109 amino acids. NCBI's taxonomy places the organism in Eukaryota, Metazoa, Chordata, Mammalia, Lagomorpha, Ochotonidae. The record is from RefSeq and is a predicted model, not a curated record. The transcript is spliced from 3 exons.
ACAGAGGCGUCUGGGAAGCCAGAAGUUCCCAAAGCAGCGGGAACCUGAACGUGAGCAGAGUUCCCAGCAGCAGCAGCAUGAAGGGGACACUGGCUGCGCUGGCCUUGCUGCUGAGCGGCGAGCUGGGCUUGCAGAGGAGUGAGAGUGUGGUCACUUGCCCGAUCUUUUAUGAGGUCUUUGGGGCACUGUCCCUUGGAAGCAGGACACUGCUGGAUGGCUCCUUGAGCAUGGUCGAUGCCACCCCAGCAGAGAAAGAAGCCCUGGGAAAAGUCCAGGAUUGCUACAAUGAGGGAGGGCUUACAGCCAAGACCUUGGAUCUACUGGCCAUGGAUUCUGGGUUGCAUGUGGAGCGUCAGAGACAUGAAUCGGUGCCCACAUUGGAUGCUGAUGCCACAGUUGGAAGCUGA